Bathycoccus prasinos is the source of this 2604-nucleotide messenger RNA. RefSeq lists its product with no specific name. The transcript has a single exon. The record is from RefSeq and is a predicted model, not a curated record. The coding region runs from base 1 to 2604 and encodes 867 amino acids. Lineage: Eukaryota; Viridiplantae; Chlorophyta; Mamiellophyceae; Mamiellales; Bathycoccaceae.
AUGGAUUUCUGGUUUAACAACAACAGCAACAUAAACAACGAGGAGGAGGAUUUGGAGAAUGAGAAGACGGAAGAAAAUUCUUUAUCAGAUGUAGAUUUCCAGUCGCCGAUAAAACCGUCUCCGCCUGUGCGAGAGGAGAAGAAGAGAGGUGAAGAAGCGGAAGAAGAAGAAGAAGAAGAAGAAGAACAUCGUCUUCGUCGCCGGAGCGUUUUGUCGCCGACGACGACGACCUCGACGACGAGUUAUUCAUACAAUUCGAGCCCAGAGGAGACGACUUCUUCGAGCGAGUUUUUGUCGAAGAAGAAGAAGAACGACGACGACGAUAACCAAGGAGGAGGAGGAGGAAAAUUGAACAGAAGAUUAUCGACAGAAAAAUAUAUGCUCAAGAAAGAAAGCUAUGUUAUCUCUGAUGAUGAUGAUGAUGAUGAUGAUGCGGGAAUAUUGCGCGACGACGAGGAAGGGAUGCGCUCCUCGAUACUCUACGAAAAUCCAGAUCACACGCUCGUGGAAGAAGAUGAAGAAGAAGAAGAAGAAGAAGAAGAAGAAGAAGAGGAAGAGGAAACAGUAGAAGUAGAAGUAGAAGAGAGUAAAGAAAAAGAAAAGAAGAGCGAAAGCAAGAAGAAGAAGAAGAUGACUCGCGUGGAGAGGCUGCGAGAGUAUUUCAAGCUUCCGUCGGACGAGGAGCUGUUGGACGAAUUCCUUUGCGCGUUGCACAAGAAAAUUUUGUUGCAAGGACGGAUGUACGUCUUCAACAAUUUCGUGUGUUUCUAUUCGAGCGUGUUCGGAUAUCAAAAGCAGAAACGCAUUCCGUUCAAAGAUGUGACGCUCAUGGAAAAAGCGAAAACGGCGGGUAUUUUCAACAACGCGCUUUAUAUUGUGCACAAAGGCGGGAAGAGAGAAUUUUUCACGAGUUUUAUUUUCCCGGAAAAAGUGUUCAAGUUUCUCGAACAGCAGUGGAGAACGAGUAGUGAUUACGGUAGACUCUUCAGAGGACAUCGAGGGCACCAUUCCAUGGACUUUGACGCGACGUUGAGACGGAGGGAGGAACAACAAAUGCUCGCGCAACUCGGAGAUUCCGAUCAAUCCGAUACGGAGGAUAACUCCGAGGAGAGGAAAAUAAUCAACAUGCUCGGCAAUCAAAGCUUGACGAAUACGCCAGUUCUGGAUUCAGAGCUCACGCACGAACAAAUGAAAUCACUCAGGAUACGAAGAAGAACGGGCGAACGUCGCGAAUCUGUGGAAGAUAACACCGAUGAUCUGAGUUCAAACAAUACCGCGGCUACCGGAGAGAAUACUGUUGAGGAAAACGAAGCCACUUCCGAGAAGAGACGCGCGAGAACGUCAGAUUCCAUCACUGAUAAAGAGGAAGAAGAAACAGAAAAAGGAGGAGAGAAUAGAGAAGAAGUUGAGAACGAAAUUGAAUCCGAUGACUUUGGCGAGAUACCGAGUAUCCAAACGUUGCCUGAAGUUGAUGGGAAAGACGAGAGCGCGAGAAUACCCGAUGAAUACGGUAAAGCAUUGGUGAGCGCAAAAUUCGAUUGCACCCCCAAAGAAUUCUUCAAAGCGUGCUUUUCAAACUCGGCGACGAACACGUUCUUUCUCGCGCAAUCAAAAGCGUCUGGUCAGACGAAUUUCUCGUGCACGGAGUGGGCAAAACACUCUCAUUAUGGGUUUUCACGGGACGUUAAAUUUGUCGCACCGGUAAAUUCAACUUUCGGUCCUAAAGAGACGCGAUGCGUGCAGACGCAAACGUAUAAACUCUACCCGGACGAUAAUUUAAUUAUUGGUUACUCGCAAGUUCAACUCGAUAUCCCGUACGGAGAUUACUUCUCCGUGGAAUCCAAAUGGAAUUGCGUUCCGCUUUUCACCGAGGGCGAUCGUAAAAUGAACGGAUGCGAAGUUACGUUUCACGUCCACGUUUUGUUUGAAAAAUAUACGUAUUUACAGUCUGUGAUUCAAUCGUCGGUACUCUCGGAGACCAAAGAAAGUGCCGAAGUGUUCUUGAACGCCGCUAAAGACGUAUUAAACAACAGUUCGAAUAGUAAAAGUAGUGCAAUGUCCGAAGAGAAAAGCGCGACGUUCUUGGAAAGGUUGUCGAAACGAUUUUCGAUCGACGUGACCAAGGUGAAAAUCCCAGAAGGUUCGCGCGAUGCCGUUUUUAGCAUGCUCUAUCCGUCAGUAGGAAAAGAUUCGGACGAUACCAUGCAGCCAGCUUCAACAACUACGCACCAGACCACUACUUCUUUGUCCACGCAGAAAAAUACAAAGGAUAAGCUCGUAUCCGGCGCGCGGCGCACGAAGGAACUGGCGAUGAAAUUCUUCGGGUUGUUUACGUUUCAGAAUUUGUUGAUGUUUGUGCUCUUUGUAGUCGUAGCGUGGACGCUCUUAGCGAUGUGCGCGAGUUGUGCACAAAAGCUCUGGUACGUCGCGAAGUAUCCGUUCGUUGUUGUGUUUGGAGAUAGCGACGCAAACUUGGAAAAAUAUUGGAAACGUCGAAUUACAAUUUUGACGCAAGAGCUCGGCGCUCUCGAACGAAAAGUUCAGUUAGUAAGCAAAGAAAUAACGUUCGCGAAGCAAAGCUUGAAAGAAGCCUCGGGCUCGUAA